Messenger RNA from Prorocentrum cordatum, 1204 nucleotides. NCBI's taxonomy places the organism in Eukaryota, Dinophyceae, Prorocentrales, Prorocentraceae. The record is from the annotation of a GenBank genome assembly.
GCUGACGGACGCCAACGCGACCUCCCAGAACCGCUGGCUGAACUGGCAGAGGUCGCGCAUGGAGGCAGAGGAGGCCGUGACGCGGCUCGACGCAACCGCGAGGAGCCUGGACGCGGCGCUCGAACGCGAGAAUCAGCUGGAAGCGGCCUACGACGACCUGUACAUGAGGAUGGUGCGGGCUUCGAGGCUGAUGAAGUACAAGGGCCGGCAGAUGCUCCGCGACAAGAUAUUCAAGACCAACAAGAAGGAGCAGAUCUUCUACACCUUCCACGGCUUCAUCGGCGUGCUCCAGGCGGAGAAGGAGGAGCGGGUCCGGCUGGAGCGCGAGCAGCAGCGAGACACCGUCGAGUUCGCCCUCGGCAACGAGGUGAAGUUCCUGCUGGCCGAGCUGGGCCGGUCGGGCGACGCGGUGGGCCGGCUCACCCUGGAGGCGGGGCGUCUCAAGCGCCACCGGCGUGAGCUGGCCUGCCGCCUGCUCAACAAGCACCGGCCCAGGGAGGUGCUGGAGUACUACCUCUGGAUCUGGGAGCUCUGGCAGCCGCUGCGGCCGUACCUGGUGUGCGAGAAGCGCCUGGAGCGGGAGGCCGCGGCCUCGGACGCGCUUGCGAACCAGCUGGAGCAGGCGUGGUCGCAGGUGUCGCCGCUGUCCAAGGAGAUAGACGCGCUCAGGUUCAGCCUGUCCGAGGAGCAGGUGGCGCACCACCUCACCCGGAAGCAGCUCACCCAGGAAGGUGCGCGGCAGCUCUGCGCCCUGGCGCAGCGGCUGCAGGCCCAGCGCGCGGAGGAGCUGCAGGUGCUCGCCCGGCUGCGGGAGCUCGACAACGAGGCCAAGGACGAGCGGAUCGCCGUCCUGGAGCGCGAGAUCGCGGAGGACAAGCACAUCCAGGCCCUCAAGGGCAUGGUGGUCGACCUCGAGGGCAACCUCCGGCGCGCGCUGGACCGCCGGAAGCAGAAGGGCCUCGUGGUGCCGCCCGGCGGCGGCCUCAAGUGCAGCGUUUGCACCCGCGAGGUGCUCCUCCGCAACUGGAAGGGCAGCGCCGCCGGAGGGCUGUCGCACAGCGCGUCGGAGGCCGACCUGAGCGGGCUGUCGCACGGCGCGCUCGGGGCGCCGAUGCCGCCCAGCCCGCUGCUCACGAAACGGUCGCUGUACGCGCCCCCAGGCGCCGAGCCCCAGGCGAAGUACUCCCCCCUCUGGCGCGGCUGA